Messenger RNA from Drosophila gunungcola (fruit fly), 2760 nucleotides. RefSeq names its product mucin-5AC. Gene Ontology annotation, molecular function: chitin binding. The transcript has 2 exons. Lineage: Eukaryota; Metazoa; Arthropoda; Insecta; Diptera; Drosophilidae. The record is from RefSeq and is a predicted model, not a curated record. Bases 43 to 2607 code for a protein of 854 amino acids. Gene Ontology annotation, cellular component: extracellular region.
CAUUCUCAGUCUGGAAAACGUGAACGUGAACCAUCUGCAGACAUGAGGAAUAUUUACGCUUUUGCCCUGCUGCUCAUUGCAGCCAUUGCAAGCACCACCAGCGGUGCCAGCGUUCCCGGCCAGGGCCAACUCCUGUGUCGAAACAAGGCCAACGGCAUUCGGGCCCUGGUGCCCGGCAGUUGCUCCAGGUUCUAUGAGUGCCACAACGGCAUUGUCACGGAAUACUCCUGUCCCAACUUCUAUGACUUCAAGACCCGCAGCUGCGUGACUUAUAACCCUGGAUGUACCGAAGGCCUUGUGGUGGAGCCAGUGGCUCAGCAUUACGCCCGCGAUACUGCUAAGCCGUGCAAUGGGGCCACUACCACUGCGCCACCUUGUGAAACUACAACCAAGCUUCCGUGCUCAGACAUCUACUCUACCUCGACCACGACUUCCACGACAACGACAACCACCUGUGCCCCAACAACAACCACGACAACCACAACCACGACUACUUGUGCCCCAACGACCACUACCACAACGACCACAACGACAACCACAACAACAUGUGCCCCAACCACUACCACAACUACAACAACAUGUUCUCCAACAACAACCACCACCACAACCACUGCGGCACCAACUACAACCACAACAACAUGUGCCCCUACAACUACAACAACCACCACGACGACAACGACAACUACAACGACUUGCUCGACAACAACCACAACGACAACGACUUGCUCGUCAACAACCACAACAACAACGACUUGCUCCACAACUACAACCACAACAACAUGUGCCCCUACAACAACAACAACCACCACAACGACAACGACUUGCUCGACAACAACCACGACGACAACGACUUGCUCGUCAACAACCACAACAACAACGACUUGCUCCACAACUACAACCACAACAACAUGUGCCCCUACAACAACAACAACCACCACAACGACUUGCUCGACAACAACCACAACGACAACGACUUGCUCGUCAACAACCACAACAACAACGACUUGCUCCCCUACAACAACAACAACAACCACCACAACGACAACUACAACGACUUGCUCAACAACAACUACAACGACAACGACAUGCUCGACAACAACCACAACGACAACGACUUGCUCGUCAACAACCACAACAACAACGACUUGCUCCACAACAACCACCACUGCGGCACCAACUACAACCACAACAACAACGACUUGCUCCACAACAACCACCACUGCGGCACCAACUACAACCACAACAACAUGUGCCCCUACAACAACAACAACCACCACAACGACAACGACUUGCUCGACAACAACCACAACGACAACGACUUGCUCGUCAACAACCACAACAACAACGACUUGCUCCACAACUACAACCACAACAACAUGUGCCCCUACAACAACAACAACCACCACAACGACUUGCUCGACAACAACCACAACGACAACGACAUGCUCGUCAACAACCACAACAACAACAACUUGCUCCACAACAACAACCACUGCGGCACCAACUACAACCACAACAACAUGUGGCCCUACAACAACAACAACCACCACAACGACUUGCUCGACAACAACCACAACGACAACGACUUGCUCGUCAACAACCACAACAACAACGACUUGCUCCACAACUACAACCACAACAACAUGUGCCCCUACAACAACAACAACCACCACAACGACUUGCUCGACAACAACCACAACGACAACGACUUGCUCGUCAACAACCACAACAACAACGACUUGCUCCACAACAACAACCACUGCGGCACCAACUACAACCACAACAACAUGUGCCCCUACAACAACAACAACCACCACAACGACUUGCUCGACAACAACCACAACGACAACGACUUGCUCGUCAACAACCACAACAACAACGACUUGCUCCACAACAACAACCACUGCGGCACCAACUACAACCACAACAACAUGUGCCCCUACAACAACAACAACCACCACAACGACUUGCUCGACAACAACCACAACGACAACGACUUGCUCGUCAACAACCACAACAACAACGACUUGCUCCACAACAACAACCACUGCGGCACCAACUACAACCACAACAACAUGUGCCCCUACAACAACAACAACCACCACAACGACUUGCUCGACAACAACCACAACGACAACGACUUGCUCGUCAACAACCACAACAACAACGACUUGCUCGUCAACAACAACGACUUGCUCCACAACAACAACCACAGCUUGCGCUGAUGUGACAACGACUACCGCAUGUGCUGAUGCCACAACAACCACCGCAUGUGCUGAUGCGACAACAACUGCCUGCCCGACAGCCUCAAAGGCGGUAGCUGCCGCCCACUCGAAACGUAAUCCCGUCCGCCGGAACCCCGUGCACCGUCUCCUCUGGGAAGUGGCCCAACUGGCGGGCAUUUCGUCCACUAGACCCGAGGUUCAGCUUAAGGUCUCAUGUGCCGGCAAACCCGAUGGAUUCCUGAUGGCUUCGCCCGAGCGGUGUAACGACUAUUACAUAUGCCGCCACCAGCGUGCCCUGAAGGUCAGCUGCGGUGACAGAUACUUCAAUGGACUGAAGGGCAUCUGCGAUCUCCCUGAAAACACCAGCUGUGUUCAGGCGUAAGUGAUAGCUAAACCAAAUGCUGGGACCAAAAACAACAUGGAAAUGUGACAACUAACUAUGGAUCGAAAUUUGAAAUAUUUAUAACAGCACUAUUUGAACAUGCACUUAUAAAACAGCAAAGGCUUCUAAAAGGCUAUUGACAAAAAAAAUACG